Molecule: messenger RNA, 1911 nt
Organism: Aspergillus nomiae NRRL 13137
Lineage: Eukaryota; Fungi; Ascomycota; Eurotiomycetes; Eurotiales; Aspergillaceae
Product: aldehyde dehydrogenase family protein
Exons: 3
Coding region: 1-1911 (636 amino acids)
Molecular function (GO): aldehyde dehydrogenase (NAD+) activity
Source: RefSeq, a predicted model, not a curated record
AUGGAGGCCCUAACCCCGUAUAUUCCUCCAGCUCUCCUUCCCCUCGCGGAAACUCUUCGCGAUCAAGCUCCCUUGGUGGGUGUCGCCCUUGUCUCGCUCGGCGCGAUAUACCUAGGAUAUCUUUACCUACUGGGAAGAAACGAAGCUGCCGUGGCAUUCAACGUGCCAAUUCCACCUGAAGUCCGUGCCAAUUGGAAAGGUAAAAAGUGGGAAGAUGUUCAGGGAGAGGAGAAAAAGGUGCUUGAAGGUCAACUUAGAGGGUCGUGGAACGACAAAGUCAUCCUAAGCUAUUGUCCUGCGGAUGGAAGAAUACUUGGUAACGGAAUCAAACCUGCAACAACUGAAGACGUCGACCGAGCGAUCCAAGCAGCGAAGAAGGCUCAAAUUGAAUGGGCUGGGACUAGCUUUGCUGAAAGGAGGAAGGUUUUGCGGACAUUGCUGAAAUAUGUGCUCGAGCACCAAGAAGAACUUGUCACCGCUUGUUGUUUGGAUUCUGGAAAGACUAAAGUCGAUGCUUCAUUUGGGGAAAUCCUUGUGACAGCAGAGAAGUUGAAAUGGACAAUUGAUCACGGCGAGAAGGCAUUGACGCCCGAAUCGAGGCCCACGAAUUUCCUGAUGAUGUACAAGAAGAACAUGGUCACGUAUGAGCCUCUUGGAGUGGUGUCGGCUUGCGUCUCUUGGAAUUAUCCUCUCCAUAACUUCAUCGGCCCGAUCAUCAGUGGUAUCUUUGCAGGAAACGGUGUGGUAGUAAAACCAUCGGAGCAAACUGCAUGGUCCUCGGCUUUCUUUCUGGAAGUCGUGAGAGGUGCUCUUUCGGCAUGCGGUCACUCUCGCGAUCUUGUACAGAGCGUCGUCUGCUUGCCUGACGUUGCUGAUUUCUUGACUUCACAUCCGGAUAUCGCCCAGUUGACCUUCAUUGGAUCGAGACCGGUCGCACACAAGGUUUGCGAGUCAGCAGCAAAGGCACUGACUCCAGUGACUGUUGAACUGGGCGGCAAGGACCCCGCUGUCAUUCUGGACGAUCCCAGAACAGUGAGCGAGAUCUCAUCUAUCGCGUCCAUUCUCAUGCGAGGUGUCUUCCAAUCCGCUGGACAAAACUGCAUUGGCGUUGAGCGGGUCAUUGCCUUGCCUGGAGUGUAUGACAAGCUUCUGAAUGAUGUGUCUUCACGCAUUAAGCCAUUCCGUCUUGGUUCCGUCCUCCUUGAGUCCAACCCCGAAGAUCCUCAGCAGAAACCCGGCGCUCCAGACAUGGGCGCUUUAAUCUCCCCGGCCUCCUUCGACCGCCUGGAAUCGUUGAUCACCGACGCAGUCCGACAAGGCGCGAGCCUUAUCUGUGGUGGGAAACGUGUUGAUCACCCGAAGUAUCCCCAUGGCCAUUACUUUGCGCCCACUCUCCUUGCGGACGUAACGCCUUCCAUGCGGAUCGCUCAAACCGAACUUUUCGCCCCAGUAUUUCUCCUCAUGCGCGCAGACUCCGUGCCCCACGCCAUUGCCAUUGCAAACUCAACGGAAUACGCUCUUGGCGCUAGCGUCUUCGGCUACAACCAUAUUGAUGUCGCAACCUGUGUCUCGAACAUCAAAGCGGGAAUGGUAUCUGUCAACGAUUUUGGAAGCUACUAUGCUGUGCAGCUGCCUUUCGGUGGCGUCAAGGGAUCGGGAUACGGCCGCUUUGCGGGAGAAGAAGGACUGCGUGGCGUGAGCAAUAUCAAGGCCCUCUGCGUUGACCGGUUUCCCAAGCUAAUGGCGACUCGCAUUCCGCCACGCGUGGAUUAUCCUAUCUACAAAGCAGAUGGUAGUCGUCAGAAUGGGACCGGCGCCUGGGAAAUGUGUAAGGGUGUCGUUGAAACAGGGUACCAGCUGACUCUGGCCGGAAGAGUUACUGGUAUCCUACGACUGUUGAAGAACAUGUAG